This is a messenger RNA of Sceloporus undulatus (fence lizard), 1224 nucleotides long. RefSeq lists its product as uncharacterized. The coding region runs from base 58 to 1014 and encodes 318 amino acids. NCBI's taxonomy places the organism in Eukaryota, Metazoa, Chordata, Lepidosauria, Squamata, Phrynosomatidae. The transcript is spliced from 2 exons. The record is from RefSeq and is a predicted model, not a curated record.
AUUUGAGAAAAUUGCAACUUGAAAGAGGAAAUAAGAUUGAUCAACUUGUGAUAAUAAAUGGUAGUGGGCACGAGGAAAACCACCUUGAAAGCAUCAUCGAAUACAUUAACCAAUUCAACAAGGAGAACAUCAUUAAAUACACCUACUAAAGCUCCAGACCUAGACGAAACAAUGAUGGAUGAAAUCAGAAAGAUGCUCCAAGAAACAAAUAUGGAAAUACAAAAAUCUAAAGAUGAACUGAAAGCAGAAUUUAAGAAGGAUUUGAGAAUUGAACUGGGAGAAGUAACUACAAGGCUAGACAAGAUUGAUGAUGAUUUGAAAAAGGUCAGUGGCAAAGUGGAAAAACUAGAAAUUGAUAUGAAGAAGAUGGAAACUAAAGUGGACACAUUAUAUAAAGAUCAACAAGAGGGACAAGAAUCGAUUUUAAAACUACAAUUGAAACAGAGAGAAAAUUGCCUGAAGCUGAGAGGUCUGCCGGAGAAUGUAAAUGAAAACUUGUAUACCCUUCUCUCACCAAUUUUGGCUAAAUUCAUUGGAGAAUCCGAAACUCUCUUUCCCUGGGAAAUUGAUCGGAUCUAUAGGAUUAAUUCUCGAAUUGCGAAGACCAGGAGGCUUCCGAGGGAUAUUGUGAUCUACUUUGUCCGUAAACAAACCAAAGAAAUAAUCUUGAGACAAAGCUUCAAUAACAAACUGUUAAUUGAGGGCAAAGAGAUCACAAUCCUAAGGGACAUCCCUGGAAAAAUUUUAAAGAGAAGAAAGGAGUACAAUUUCUUGAUUGAACAACUGAAGGCUAGAAAGAUUCUGUAUAAAUGGGAUGAUUUGGAUGGGGUCAUUGUAACCUGGAAACAAAGGAGAGUGAGAUUGAACUCUGUGGAACAGGCCAGAUCGUUCUUGACCGAGCUAGGUAAGGAACCAGAAAAAGGAAACAAGAAAGACAAAGAAAAAGGUGGUGAAGAGGAAGCGGAGGAGGAAGAGAAAGAGGAGGAGUCAACUGAAGAACGAGUAAAGAAGUAAGAGAAGAUUUUGAGAAAAGUAAUAAGUAGAGAAAGGCAUUUAAUAAUUGGAUCCUUACUUCUGACUCUUUUAGAUUUAUACAAUCCAUUGACGGAUAAAUAGACAUAGUUGUCCUGUUCUUUCUUCCUUUCCCUCCUUCUUUUUACAAUCCACUCUUGACUCAACCCCAAUCUUAAGUAUAGAUUGAUUAAUUCAUUGAUACUACAAAUA